This is a messenger RNA of Gryllus bimaculatus (two-spotted cricket), 3553 nucleotides long. The record is from the annotation of a GenBank genome assembly. NCBI's taxonomy places the organism in Eukaryota, Metazoa, Arthropoda, Insecta, Orthoptera, Gryllidae.
GGCAGUUUUUUUUUAUAAAUUAGCAUAAAAACAAAAAUUAAUAGUAAUAUUACUACAUAAAUAUCUAAGAAAACGAUAACCUCUUUUGUCCCACUCCCAAGGACAGAUAAGAAAGUUGACGAACAAGGUCACUGACUUGAAACCAACACUGGACCAAUACCUGCGAUUUUAUCGCCUGCCGCCCAAAAAUUGCCCAGGCUCUCAGCACAUUAACCGAAAUGAAUCAGAAUGUGAUGAUUUUUUUUUAAUUCCGUAAUUUUCCUCAGAAACACGUACUGUGGGAUAACCAAGCAUAAAUUAAAUUGUAUUACGUCGUAUUACAUACUUAGCUUUACUCAUCAGAUCAAGUAAUUAUAAGUACCAUGCUAAGAAAAUGUAACGAACAUUUCGAUCAAAUUACAUGAAAAUGUAGAUAAGGUAUUACAGUAAAGAAAGCAUGAUAAUCUUUAAUGUACAAGAACAAAAAUUCGCAUGUUCCACUCUUGUAAUUUUUCUUGCUUCCUAUUGCCUUUCUCGCCAGCUUCUCCCUUUCGCCCGCUUGCUGUUAGUCGGCGGCGAAUAUCGAACAGACUUCGACAGACUAUCCAACUCACACGAAAGCAUACGGAACAUACAUUACAGUUUACGGGCUUAUAAAAAAACGGACAGAAAAUGAAGAAAGCUACUACGUACGCAAAAAUACUUAUAAAAAUGCCCACUGUCGAAAUUCUAAACAACACAAAUUCCAGCUUGCGCAAUUUCAAGUUAAGUAUUCUUAGAUAUCUAUUGUUAGUUUGUUGGUCAACUUGAUCCAAGUUUGACGCGAAAUUUCUGGAAGGUUUCGGAACGUGCGGUUUGGUGUGGGGCAAAUACAGACCAAGGCGCGGAUCUCACGAGUUGUGUUGUGAAGUAGUUCGCUUCGCUACGCCUCACACGUUGCGCGGUUCCGCUGAGUAGCGUAGGCGGAGAAAAGUUGAAAACAAUUGUAUUUAAGUAAGAUUGCCAUUCGUCAUCCAACGAGUGUUUUAUCAUUUCAUUGAUUUUGCAGUAACUUUUAAUUAAUUAUUUGCAUAGGACAUUAUUUAACUAUUUGUUGAAUUUUUCGGUUAUUUCCCUAACGGGGUCGUACAAUAGUUUUCAAAAAAAUUUACAGUAGUGGUUUUGGUGCAAUAUUCAAGAACCAAUCAAAUACAAUGACUGUGGAGAAGGCAGAUAGUACUGUAGAAGAGGUAACCAAAUCAACACCUUAUGUGCCUGGACCAAACGCAAUAGACAUUUCUCCAAGUAAAGAUAGUGGGGUAUUGAAAGAAGUGUUGAGAGAAGGAGAGGGCUCAGAAACUCCCCAACCUGGAAGUAAAGUAUUUGUACAUUAUGUUGGUACUUUAACUGAUGGUACCAAAUUUGAUUCCAGUAGGGAUAGAGGGACACCUUUUGAAUUCAACAUUGGAAAAGGCAGUGUUAUUAAAGCAUGGGAUAUUGGUGUUGCUACUAUGAAAAAAGGAGAACUUGCAGUUUUUUCUUGCAAGUCAGAAUAUGCAUAUGGAGAAACUGGGAGCCCUCCUAAAAUUCCACCAAAUGCAACUCUAAUCUUCGAGAUUGAAGUACUUGACUGGCAAGGAGAGGACUUAUCUCAAAAAAAGGAUGGUGGUAUUUUAAGGUACCAAAUAGAGGCUGGGGAAGGUUAUGCUACCCCAAAUGAUGGAGCAGCUGUAGAAGUCCAUUUAACUGGGAAAUAUCAAGAUAACGUGUUUGAAGACAGAGAUGUAAUUUUUCCACUUGGAGAAGGAAGUGAAUAUGGAGUAUGUGAAGGGCUAGAAAGGGCUUUAGAGAAGUUCAAAAAAGGUGAAAAGUCCAGAAUCUUAUUGAAAUCCAAGUAUGCAUUUAAGAAAGACGGCAAACCAGAGUUUAACAUUCCUUCAAAUGCUGACAUUGAAUAUGUAGUGCAUUUAAUAAAUUUUGAAAAAGCAAAAGAAUCUUGGUCCCUUGAUACUGAUGGUAAAUUGGAGCAAGCAAAAUUUUUCAAAGAAAAGGGGACUAAUUAUUUUAAAGCUGGCAAAUACACACUAGCAGCUAAAAUGUACAAAAAUAUCAUAACCUUCAUGGAAUUUGAAUCAGGGUUUGAAGGAGAAAAAGAUGUUCAACGGAAGUCCUUACUUCUAGCAGGGCAUUUAAAUCUUGCGAUGUGUUAUUUGAAGCUUGAUGAACACAUAGAAGCAAGAGACAAUUGUGACAAAGCUUUAGAUCUAGAACCUACAAACUUAAAAGGACUUUUUCGUAGAGGCCAGGCCUAUCUAGCAAUGGGUGAGCCGGAGAGAGCAAAGGUAGAUUUUGAGAUGGUUUUAAAACUUGAGCCUUCUAACAAAGCUGCUGCUAGUCAUGUUGUUAUGUGCAACAACAAAUUGCGAGAACAGAAAGGAAGAGAAAAAAUGAUUUAUGCCAACAUGUUUGAGAAGUUUGCAAAGCAAGACAAAGCGGAGCGCAGUAACUUGGUGAAUGGCUGGUGGGAUGGGGAUAAGGUUGUAACUGAGAAGGACGAUGACCUUGUUCCAAAAAUAGAAAAAAAGAAAAAGGUUCUCAAUAUUAAAAGACCUGGAACUGGGGAUAGCAAUAAUAAAUCUUCAGAAAAUGAUAGAAAUAAUACAAAUACACCCCAGACUUCUGAAAGCAAGAAGGAGGAAGAACAGCUGCGGAACCAGCCAGAUGUAAUGAAGACUCUGGGGGAAUGGGGGAAGGAUGAACGUGAACAUGAGAUGACCGAUUUUGAGAGGGAAAAUCCUAAUAUAUUGAUGUUAAAUAGCACUGGUGAAGAAUUCAAGAACAUGUAAACUUUUUGUCUCUUGUAUUGCAUACCUGUUGUCCAUUUAAUAUUAUGUACAGCCAUUUCAUAACUUUGUAUUAAGACCCUGUGAUUUCAAUAAAUGUUUUGUUCAUAUUGGGUUUUAUUUUUCUGGGGGUUUCAUAAAUGAAUUGUUUUUGGGUUUUCAGAUUUUCUUAUAUUUAAAUGAAAAAGUACAAAACUUUAUAAUUAAUGCUAAAAUACAGCACUGUCAAGCAGGACUUACCAGUUUCACUUACACACAGAAGCACUCAUGUCUGCAUUAGACUAUUAGGCAACACAAACCUGAUAAAAAUAGCCUGCAGCACACAGCAUGCUCUUUGUUAUCACCUAAACAUGCAUAAGGUCCAACACCGCUUUCACCAACUCAGGACAAGUUUAUUGUAUUCAACUCCCUAGUACCUAGGUACUUCCAAUUAAUUAUUUGAAAAGGAAUACAAGUCCAUAAACUCACCAGAGUAAUUUGCUGCAUACCGCCACAUUCCUGUAACAGAAAAUAAAUCAAUGGUUCUUGCCACCUACACUUGGUCCUUAACACAUUGUUGUAGUAAUGUAUUCAAUGUCCCAAUUAAACCCAAUUAAACAAAAAAUUACAAAAAGUAUCACAUUGAUGUAAAGAAAAAAAAAAAAAAUUAGCUGUUUCUCUAUCAAAGUUAGAAUUUAUAACUUUUAAUACUUGCUUCAUCAUAGUUCAAGAGUCACAUUUUACAGUUUUGCAUGUUAUAUUUGAUAUUACAA